AUUUUAAUUUUUAGCGAUUAUUACUUUAGCGAUUUAGAACGGGAACCUUUUUUUUUGACGCUAUAUCAGCUGUGGAAAUAUUUCGGCCCGAACUCACCUAGCUGUCAUUAUUGUUUUAUUGAACCUUAUUAUGGGUUUUAAUUUCUUACAACCCCCAAAUUCACAUAUUCUGUCAAUAAAUAGUACUCCAUCUCAAUUUACAUUUAAUACUUUAUCGAAUUUCGUUAAUUCAAAUCAAACCUUAUUUCUGCCAAAUGUAUCUUCAUUAUUUGGUAGUAACUCACAAAACACCUUAUUACCAAUUCAAUCCUUGAAUACAAAUUUUUUCAGGCCAAUUACUAAUAUGAAUUCAUUAACUGGUACAAUGAAUCUUGAUGCAAAUAUGGGUAGUGAUCUUCAAUUACUUUAUCAAUCAUUAUCUACUCCUGUCAUAUUUAAUGAUACAAGAGAUCAAAUUUUACAGCAAUGGAAUCAAUUACAAGCUAUUAUUGGAAAUGGUAAAGGAUAUUAUUCCAAUCAGACUUCCCCAUUCAAUUAUACUUUCGAUGGCUUGUGCACUAAAUUUAAGGCAGUGUUUUAUAACACAUUGGUGACGGAAAAGAACGAAGAUGGCCUCAUGCUUGUGAUUUGCGAUAAACCAUACGAACAAAUCGUCAAAUUCAAGAGUGAAUUCUCUGACAGCUUCAAUAAAAUUAUCGGUAACAAACCCAAUGUCACAGUGGAUUUGAUCAAUAUUCGUGAAAUUGGCAAUAAAAAGUGUUGCGUUACUUUGAUAGUCAAUGAAAAUUUGAGUCAAGGCGGCGUUAGGAAAGCGACAUGCCAAGAACUCGUUUCCUAUUUCAAUCUAAGCCAAACUAAUUCCAACUUAGGCUCACAAAAUGGUGUUAAGAGUCAAUUAGCCGCCCUAGAUAUCGAUAAUAUCAUUCCGAAGAUUGGCCCGACCCCCCAGCAGAUUCAGGUUCACCUCGAUAAUCCUCCUUCAAAUAUAGAUCCCAAGAUAUGGGCAAAAGCCAUACAGGAAAAUCCGGAUCCGGCUCAUCUGAUUCCUAUCCCUGUUUUGGGGUUCAAUGGACUUUACACUCGAUUAAGUGCUAUAGUGCAAGAAAAUGAUUUCCAAAAACUCCAAUUAAAUAAUCUUAACUUGAGUUUAUCGCAACAACACGGUCGACUUUUGAACAUCGCAAACAAAAUUAAAUCCAUGACCCGUAAAUACAAAGAACUUAAACAUCGCUUUUUGCAAGUAAAAUGUGUGCAAGACUCGAAACGAUUAUAUAACAUACCAAUUCAAAUAUUUGAGGUUCAAUUGCGCGCCAAAUUGGAAAGUUUAUACAAUGAAUUGAAUUCCAACGAUCAGAUACAGGGUUUAUGGAAGGUAAUUAAUGCUCAAAAGCAAAUCCUUGAAAUUGGUUCUCAUAAAUCAUUGCAUAAACCUAUGGAUGGCUUUUCCAAAGAGGACAAUGGUGUGAAACGGGAGUUUGAGUCUAAAUUUUUGAAGGAAUUUAACACGUUUAUAACAAAUCAACAAGAAUCUUUGAAUUAUCUAGCUCACAUUCUUAAAGAGGACAGCAGAGAUUUGGCUUUCAUGAAAAAAAUUUUGAUUGAAACAAAUCAAGUCUAAUUUGUUAUAUCAAUUCUAAUACAUUUAUUUGUAUAGUAAAAGUUAUAAAUUAGUUGUAUUGAUUGUUAAAUAUAUGUAUAUAUUGGA
Gordionus sp. m RMFG-2023 is the source of this 1705-nucleotide messenger RNA. Its product is annotated as nuclear pore complex protein Nup54-like. NCBI's taxonomy places the organism in Eukaryota, Metazoa, Nematomorpha, Gordioida, Chordodea, Parachordodidae. Gene Ontology annotation, molecular function: structural constituent of nuclear pore. Gene Ontology annotation, cellular component: nuclear pore; nuclear pore central transport channel. The coding region runs from base 131 to 1618 and encodes 495 amino acids. Gene Ontology annotation, biological process: nuclear pore organization; protein localization to nuclear inner membrane; NLS-bearing protein import into nucleus. The record is from RefSeq and is a predicted model, not a curated record. The transcript is spliced from 9 exons.